UGGAUACCAAUUUCACCGCUUCAGAUCUAUGAUGCCACGGGAUUAUAGGGGUCGGUUUCAUAGCCGGCUUGCCACUGGUAUAGUUGCCGGGACUAACCUGAAGGAUGUGUGAAUUCCCCAAUCGGGGUAUCAAAGUGGCCCCGCUGAGUGGCAGUACGGAGAUGGGGGUGCAUUUCUCUUACACAGCGCAUUCACCGUCCUGAGGUCUCCUCAGGUUUAAAAGACUCGAGUCGCGCCCGAUGAUACCUCUUCGAAAUCAUUCUGACCCACUACAUCACCUUGAUCCUUCACCAUGGGCAUCCCUCACCAUGAAGGGACCUCCCACGAGAGGCCCAAGCCCUCGUCGCCAGAACAGUUGAUCGCCCGCUUCGGUCGUCUUCAUCUGCUGGAUGACUUGAUCCGUUUACGGGCAGCGGACCCCAUCCAGCAUCCUAUCCUUGCCUACCCCAAACCCUCCCAAGACGACACGGUGGAGUACGAGUACUUCUCCGGCUUGGACCUGGACUGCAUGGUCGAUCAAGCCGUGUGCACCUUGAUGGACUAUGGCUUCAAGCCGCCCCGUCAGGAUGGAGCCAUCGUCGCGCUGUUCACGCUCUCCGACCUGAACAUGGUCGUCACAUUCUUCGCCCUGAGCCGACUAGGCUACACGGUCAUGAUGCUGUCGCCGCGUCUAUCGGCGUCCGCCUGCGUGGCCCUGCUCGACAUGGUCGGCUGCGACACCAUCCUGUACGGCCAGACGCCCAACAUCCGCACCACGAUGGGGGAGAUCCUGCGUCUGAAGCUGGUGGCCUGCCGCCCCAUCGUGCAACGGCCGUCGCUGGACGAGGAUGUCGAGGAACCGGCCAUGUUGGUGCUCCGCCGCAGCCGCAGCCCGGAGACGCAAAUCCACAAGAUCGCCCUGAUCCUGCAUUCCUCCGGCUCCACCGGCAACCCCAAACCCCUGUACCUCAGCCACAAGGCCCUGAUGACCCAUCCCAUGCGUGGCCCCGGCUACACCUCCUUCAACUCCCUGCCGUGGUUCCAUCUCCACGGGCUCUCCACCGCCCUCCAGGCCAUGUACAUGCGCCGCACCGCGUACAUGUGGGAUGCCUCGCUGCCUCUGACGGCCAGCACGGCGGUCGCUGCCCUGGAGGCCGCCCGUCCGGAGUCUGUGCAGGGCGUGCCCUACCUCCUCCAGCUCUUGGUCGACAGUCCUCGGGGCUUGCAGGUCCUGCGCCGCUGCGACUCGGUCACAUACGGAGGAGCGCCCUGUCCGGAUGAGCUGGGCGAUCGGCUGGUCGCAGAGGGGGUGAAAUUUGGCGGGUCUUUUGGACUAACGGAAGCCGGACUCGUGGCCGAGUCGAUCUCCCGCCCCGCCGACGAUCCCUACUGGAACUACAUGAAGUUCUUCGACAACAUCCGCCCCUUCAUCUGGAUGAAGCCCAUUGGCGAUGAUCUGUACGAAGUGGUCUAUCUCCAAGGACAUCCCGCCCUGACAGCCUCGAACUCCGACGAUCCGCCUGGUUCGUAUCACUCGCGCGACGUCUUCACGCCGCACCCUACCAUCCCCGAUCGGUGGAAGUACGUCUCGCGGAUCGACGAUCGGAUCACGCUGGUGAACGGGGAGAAGGUCCUCCCCCUUCCGAUCGAGGGCCGCAUCAAGCAGAAUCCCCUGGUCGACGAGGCCGUGGUGGUGGGCGUGAGCCAGUCGGUGCCGGGGCUGCUCGUCUUCCGGGCGGACGGCUCGCACCGCUACUCGGACGCCGAGUAUCUGGACCUCGUGUGGCCCACGGUGGAAGACGCCAACGCGCACGCGGAGCAGUUCUCGCAGAUCUCCCGCGACAUGGUCGUGGUGCUGGCCGCCGACCGCGUCGUGCCCCGCACCGACAAGGGAUCGAUGAUCCGCGCCCAGGUGUAUGCGCGAUACGCCGAUGUGAUCGAGGCCAUGUACACCCGCAUGGAGCAGGACGCGCACGGCACGCUGCAGCUGGACCUGCAGGCCACGGAGGAGCAUCUGCUGCGUCUCUGCCGCGAGGAGCUAGCCAUGUCCCACCUCGACCUCGAGACCGACUUCUUUGCCGACGGCAUGGACAGCCUCAAGGCCAUCCACCUGCGCCGGCUGAUCCUGCGCGACUUCCGCCUCCCGAGCAGCCGCAGCAUCAGUCAUAACAUCGUGUUCGAGACCGGCAGCAUCGCCCGUCUGGCGGAGUGCAUUUCCGCGGCGCAGAGCGGGCACGCCGAGGAGGGUGGGGCCGCGGACGAGGACGAGCUGGCCUUGAUGCCGGGGCUGAUUGAGAAGUACUCGUCGGGAUUCCCGGUGCAUACCCCUCGUCCGGACGAGGUGGCCAACACCCGGAGCGUUCUGCUCACCGGUCCAACGGGCUCCAUCGGCGCGCACACGCUCUACAAACUCGUCAACGACGACAGCGUCUCGCGCAUCUACUGCCUGACGCGACGCACCAACGCGAAAGCCUCGAUCCUGGACUCCCUCGCCCAGAAACACCUAGCCAUCCCCGCCUUCCGCACGCAGAAGAUCGUCGCCCUCACCAGCGCCCUGGACCAGCCGCACCUUGGCCUCGACGCCAGCGUCUACAACGAGAUGCUCCGCUCCGUCUCGCUGAUCAUCCACACCGCAUGGCCGGUCAACUUCAACCUCCCGCUCAGCGCCUUCGAACUCCACAUCCGCGGCCUGCACAACCUCCUCCACUUCUCGUUACAGGUUGCCCUCCCCUCCCCGGCAGUACUACUAUACUGCAGCUCGAUCUCCACGGCCCUAGGCUCCGCGCAGCCCACGGUCCCCGAAUCGCCCAUCGCCGAUCUAUCCAGUGCCCUCGAGAUGGGCUACGGGCGGUCGAAGCUGAUCGGCGAGCGCAUCGUCAGCGCGGCCCGACGCACGGCCGCCGCCCGCGCGUUCUCGCUCCGCAUCGGCCAGGUCUCCGGCCACUCGAAGCGCGGGCUGUGGAACGACGACGAGGCCCUGCCGCUGAUGCUCCGCUCCGCGCGGACGCUGGGCUGUUUGCCGCGGCUGGACGGGGUGCAGUGCGCGUGGCUGCCGGUCGAUAAGCUCGUCGCGGCCGUGCUGGAGAUCGCGCGUGUCUGCUCGCAUACGCCGCCGUCGUCGCGGCGGGGCUCUUUCUCGUCGGAGACUGGGUCCGAUGCCGGGAGUGUGGAUGGCGAGAUGGAUGAUUCCGUGUACAACCUGACGAAUCCGCAUCGGUUCGAGUGGGAACAGUUGUUGGCUGGGUUGAGGAAGUGCGGGUUCGAUGGGUUCCGGACGGUGGGGUUUGGGGAGUGGUUGGCGCGGUUGCGGGAGAGUGAGGCGCGUGGCGAGGAGGGGGUCAACCCUGCGGUCAAGUUGGUGGCGCAUUAUGAGGCGAUGUAUGCGGAUGGGAGGAAGGAGCCCGGGUUCUGUACGGACCGGGCGGAGCGGGAUAGUGUGACGUUGCGGAAUGGGAGGUUGCGGAUCGUCGAGGAUGGGAUUCUGGGGCGCUAUGUGAGGGAUUGGAUGGGGAGGUGGCCCAGGCCUUAGGGGGUGGAGUGUGGUGUUGGUUCUUCGAUGUUUAUAUUUUGGUUUGUGG
Aspergillus japonicus CBS 114.51 is the source of this 3557-nucleotide messenger RNA. Its product is annotated as putative NRPS-like enzyme. Gene Ontology annotation, molecular function: phosphopantetheine binding. NCBI's taxonomy places the organism in Eukaryota, Fungi, Ascomycota, Eurotiomycetes, Eurotiales, Aspergillaceae. The transcript has 4 exons. The record is from RefSeq and is a predicted model, not a curated record. Bases 293 to 3508 code for a protein of 1071 amino acids.